Aphanomyces invadans is the source of this 1074-nucleotide messenger RNA. RefSeq lists its product as hypothetical. Gene Ontology annotation, cellular component: cytoplasm. The record is from RefSeq and is a predicted model, not a curated record. Gene Ontology annotation, molecular function: ubiquitin protein ligase activity. The transcript has a single exon. Gene Ontology annotation, biological process: protein ubiquitination. NCBI's taxonomy places the organism in Eukaryota, Oomycota, Saprolegniomycetes, Saprolegniales, Verrucalvaceae. The coding region runs from base 91 to 939 and encodes 282 amino acids.
CGCCCGCACCGCAAAAAACGGACGCCGCCACGAUGGCAUUUCCGAUUUUGCCGCGACGGGAGCGCGCUGUGUUGGGAAACCAAGGAGAAGAUGGACUUGGCCAUUCGCGUGAACGUGCGGUAUGCAGCGCCACCUAACUCACACAUCAAAGAUGCGCUGCGGCUGUUCAAGAGCCCACGGUGGGUUCAAAGCAUCAUCCGGUACAUCAUGCCACAGCUCAACAGUGUCUCGCCAGCGUCGGCUGCUUGCGUUGACGCACUCAAGAACAAUGUUGCACCGGUGUCGUGUGGGGACGCGUGUGUCGUGUGCAUGGAUAGCUUUGACAACGACUGCGUCGAACUCCCAUGCCGUCACAAGUUCCACAUGCCAUGCAUUGACCCUUGGUUGAAGCUCCACAGCACGUGUCCCACGUGCCGGUAUCAAUUGCCCACCGAUGCCUUUAGCAACUACAGCGUGUACGCCAUCAACACCACAAUCAUCCUGCAGCAAUCUCAAGCGAGCAUGCCAACCGCGCAACUUUUAGAACUUCCUGCAAGCAACCAAAUCAUCCGAGCUGUUGUGAACGCGCGAGUCCGACGCAACCCACCGACAUGUAGCUCUUCCUCGACAUCGGCGUCUCUGUCUACGACCACAGCGGCCUACUGCAGCGGUCUCUCAACGACGAUGCCACCUGUCAUGAAUGCCCGCAUCCUCCAGCACGACCACAUGGCAGACCUGGACACGUUCGACUCGUUGGACAACCAAUUGCACGAAUGUCUACCAACACAACGCAUGCCCACGAGGCAUCGUCGUGACAGUUCGCAGAUGCCCCUCUUGCAGCAGUCGCCGGCGCCACCGCUUACCCGACGUCGAUGUCGCGAAGUUGCUGCCAGCACCGGCAACAAACGGGCUCGGCUCGCGACAUCUCCGCCCGCAGAAAUCAUAGCGUCGUCCGUGUAGCCGUCGCCGCAUGUCCAUCUUCUCUAGCACACAGUUCAAGCCAUCCUCCCGCCACAGUCUCGAUUUUAAUUUAUCCAGCGAAGUUACUCUACAAUCGGUCACUUCAUGACACGCAUGGCGAGCUCGUGCAAGUCC